This is a messenger RNA of Meloidogyne enterolobii, 391 nucleotides long. NCBI's taxonomy places the organism in Eukaryota, Metazoa, Nematoda, Chromadorea, Rhabditida, Meloidogynidae. The record is from the annotation of a GenBank genome assembly.
UAUAGAAUUUAUUUUUGCUUGAAUUAUAGCAGAGAAAGUGCACCCGGGUCCUUUAUUUUGUCCGGUUAAUUCGUUUAAUUCCUCUCUAUUUGUUUGUUUGUUUGCAGAAGAAAUUAUUUGGAUGGGCGUAAAUUUAAGCUCGGUCAUAUUUUCAUCUUUAACUGUUUGGGUUUCCUCUUUAAUUAUUUUUAGUGGCUUAUCAAUUACAUAUGAGGCUCGUAAAAUGAAGAAAAUUCUUAGAAGCAUUUCGCCAAAAACUAUUAUUACCAAAAUUGUGAUUGUUCCUUUCCAGAUUUUGGACCAGUCCCCGAAUAUUUGUUUCUCUAUUUCCUCUCUAACUUGUCCCCAAGAUUCUGAAGGAGUUACUCUGGUUUCAGUGUCUUUUGUGUGA